AUGGCCAGGCCUGGCCACGGCAGGAGCCGAUCGUCGUUGAAGGAGGAUGAGGACGAGGAGGGCGAGGACCCCCUGGACGCCCUGAUCUCCCGGACGGGCUGCAUGGGGCAGCACCGGGCGCUGCAGGACUGCAUGGCACAGCGGCAGGACUGGCGACACUGCCAGCCCCAGGUGCGAGCCUUCGGCGAAUGCAUGGCCCGGAGGCAGCGCCGGGCACCGGAGCCGCCGAGCCCCCAGGAGCCCAACCGAGCCCAGCCCUCCCCAGCCCCGGACUGA
Molecule: messenger RNA, 276 nt
Organism: Indicator indicator
Lineage: Eukaryota; Metazoa; Chordata; Aves; Piciformes; Indicatoridae
Product: cytochrome c oxidase assembly factor 4 homolog, mitochondrial
Exons: 1
Coding region: 1-276 (91 amino acids)
Biological process (GO): mitochondrial respiratory chain complex IV assembly
Cellular component (GO): mitochondrial intermembrane space
Source: RefSeq, a predicted model, not a curated record